AUGCGAUUCAGCGUGACUGCCACGACGGCCAUCAUCGCGUGCUCCUGCAUGGCUGCAGCCUACGUCGGUGUGCUGUACACGCUGCCCCACACGAUCCGACGGCUUCCACGUGAUCACCCCACCCACAUCCUAGCGCGCUUCCUGCUCAUCUGCAUCUUUUGCGCCAUCUGCCCGUUUGUUCUAGCAGUAUUUUAUGACCAUGAUGAAACUAGCAUGUCGUUCGCGCAGUGGCUUGGUAUCCGAUGGGACGGCUUAGUGCAAGCUGUCGUGAUCCCGCUAUUUGUGACGGCUGUGCUGUUCACAGGCUCGUUGCUGGCCAACGCAUUGCGGCUGCUUAACGUGUCGAAGCAGUUCCACUCGAACGGGUUGUGGUUCGCCAUCAAGAACUCAGCGCUGUAUUACUCCAUCACGCAUGACCGACUGCCAUCGCUGCGCACUUACGUAUUGGGCCCGCUGACCGAAGAGUUCGUGUUCCGGAGCUGCAUGGCUCCGCUACUCGUGUGCGCUGAGUUCACUGUCAAGCAAAUCGUGUUAGGCAGUCCGCUGAUGUUUGGAGCAGCCCACUUACACCACUUCAUGGAGUACGUGAGACACGGACGGUCUCCGAAGGACGCAGCGUUGACAGUUGGCUUCCAGCUCCUGUACACCUCCUUGUUUGGAGCCUACGCUACCUUCAUUUUCCUGAGAACAGGACACUUUGCGUCAACAUUUCUCGUGCACGUAUUCUGCAACAUCAUGGGGUUCCCAGACCUCUCGUUUUUCAACCCCGAAAGCUCAUUGCAUCCUUAUCGAUUAGUACUUCUCGGGGCUUACUUCUUUGGCAUUUAUGGGUUCUCUCUCCUUCUGAUGCCGCUGACAGAACCAACAAUUUAUUCGUCAGGAAUGUGGAAUGUGACGGCAUCCGCAACAGAGCACGAGCUUGUAUUUGGCUACACGGAGACUCUGUGA
Molecule: messenger RNA, 948 nt
Organism: Phytophthora infestans T30-4
Lineage: Eukaryota; Oomycota; Peronosporomycetes; Peronosporales; Peronosporaceae
Product: peptidase family U48, putative
Exons: 8
Coding region: 1-948 (315 amino acids)
Biological process (GO): CAAX-box protein processing
Cellular component (GO): endoplasmic reticulum membrane
Molecular function (GO): metalloendopeptidase activity
Source: RefSeq, a predicted model, not a curated record